Tetranychus urticae (two-spotted spider mite) is the source of this 1054-nucleotide messenger RNA. The record is from RefSeq and is a predicted model, not a curated record. NCBI's taxonomy places the organism in Eukaryota, Metazoa, Arthropoda, Arachnida, Trombidiformes, Tetranychidae.
CGAUGGCGAAAACGUAAAGCUUAUGGAAGAUCACGAUAAUGGAGUUUCUUGUUCAGUUUUCAUGACUCCAUUGAAGAACUUAUUUCGCUAUAGUCAAGAAAUACCUUUGAAAAACCUUCAUGAGAGACUCAAUCACAUUAGCAUUUCAUUCAUUUCGCCUGAGAACAACAAGAUGUUUACCUUUACCCCAUAUCAUGUUGCGGAUGCAACAAAAGUCAAUGACAACGAACACGAUUCGUUAUUUGAUUCAGUCUUUAGAAAUAUUAAGUUCGUUGAGGAAAAAAUGAAGACGAUAUCAGUUACUGGCGCUACUGAUUCGAGUUUUUGUUACCGAAAAUGUGCCAAUUCAGACGAGAAUAAUUGUAAUUCAUUCUCGUUCUGUGUUUAUGAUGAUACAGUUGAAUGUCUUGUGUCUACCAAUGAAAAUAUUUCACCUCAAACAACAUCUUCUGAUGCCUCAUGUAUCACCUACUUAAUGGACAAUCUAGCAAAAUUUAAGAAAAUUCCGUCCAAAAGAUUCACCGAUAAUCAAAAUACUGUAUCAUUCGAUAGCUCUCUCGGAAAAUGUAAUAGCAAACAAGAAAAAUUGAAUAACAAUCAAAUUGGAAAGGAAGAUAAAGAAGUAACUACAGAAGAGAAAGGAACUCAGAUAGAGUCUGAUGCUGCUAGCCUUAUGAGUUGUGAAUCUUGUCCUACCUGUUGUAAAUCGUUGAAAACAACGGAUGAUAAAGGGUUGCAACAUCUUGAAACUUUCCAGCCUUAUCAAAUGCAUCUUGGUAGACCAAUAUUGAUUCCUGGUGUAAUUGAGGAUAAGCGUACACCUAAUUUGCCUAUUCCAGUAAAGAUUCCAGUGGUUCCCAAUUUAUCAUCCCAUAAUAUUGCCAGUAACAAGCAUAACAAGCAUGUUAAUAAGAAUACUCGGGAAGAGAAGGAAAACAUUUACAGUAUAAUAGGACCGACAACGACCAUGUAUACCACCAAAGCCAAUCUUCAUCAAUGUUAAUCCAAUAGUCAGAAUUAUGUAAAAUACAUUUGCGUCGAUUGUUCAAUGUUA